ACGUCAUGAGUUGCAUUUUCAGUUUUCUUUGACAUUCAACUGAAAAGUGAAAACAAAGUAAUUGUAGUUAAGUUUUUGGAAAGUGUAAGUCGGUGACUAAAUUAAGUAAAAAGUUCUGUUAAUUUUAAAGCAUGGAUCGCUUGUUACGUCUCGGUGGCGGUAUGCCCGGGUUGAGCCAGGCACCACCCCCGUCUGAUGCCCCCGUUGUCGACACUGCCGAACAAGUCUAUAUAUCUUCCCUAGCCCUCCUGAAAAUGUUGAAGCACGGACGUGCAGGAGUACCCAUGGAAGUUAUGGGUCUUAUGUUAGGUGAAUUUGUGGAUGAUUAUACAGUUAGGGUAAUAGACGUCUUUGCUAUGCCCCAGACAGGCACAGGGGUGAGUGUAGAAGCAGUCGAUCCAGUAUUUCAGGCAAAAAUGUUGGAUAUGUUGCGACAAACAGGUAGGCCUGAAAUGGUGGUUGGGUGGUAUCAUUCUCACCCAGGUUUUGGGUGUUGGUUGUCUGGAGUGGAUAUUAACACACAACAGAGUUUCGAAGCUCUUUCAGAACGAGCUGUAGCUGUAGUCGUAGAUCCCAUACAGUCGGUCAAGGGAAAAGUUGUUAUUGACGCUUUCAGAUUAAUAAAUCCAAAUAUGAUGGUUCUGGGUCAAGAACCGCGCCAAACAACAUCAAAUUUGGGUCACUUACAAAAACCAUCAGUGCAAGCCCUGAUCCACGGGUUGAAUAGACACUACUACUCGAUCAGUAUAAACUACCGAAAAAACGAGCUCGAACAAAAGAUGUUGCUCAAUUUGCACAAAAAGUCCUGGAUGGACGGCCUCACUUUAGCGGACUACUCCGACAAUUGCAGUGUCAAUGAAAGAACUGUCGCAGAUAUGUUAGACUUGGCGAAGAACUACAACAAAGCCCUGGAAGAAGAGGAGAAAAUGACACCCGAGCAGUUGGCGAUUAAAAACGUUGGCAAACAAGAUCCAAAGAGACAUUUGGAAGAAAAAGUCGACAUUCUCAUGACGAAUAACAUCGUGCAGUGUCUGGGAUCCAUGCUGGACACCGUUGUGUUCAAAUGACUUUAUUUAUUUAUAUACCGUUUAUUUCUAUUUCACCAAUUUGUAACAUUAAAUUAUGUUUAUACCGUAUUUUUUCAAUA
This is a messenger RNA of Anoplophora glabripennis (Asian longhorned beetle), 1147 nucleotides long. It is a transcript of the gene Rpn11, whose product is annotated as 26S proteasome non-ATPase regulatory subunit 14. The record is from RefSeq and is a predicted model, not a curated record. The transcript is spliced from 4 exons. Lineage: Eukaryota; Metazoa; Arthropoda; Insecta; Coleoptera; Cerambycidae. Bases 132 to 1067 code for a protein of 311 amino acids. Gene Ontology annotation, biological process: proteasome-mediated ubiquitin-dependent protein catabolic process; protein deubiquitination. Gene Ontology annotation, cellular component: proteasome regulatory particle, lid subcomplex. Gene Ontology annotation, molecular function: metallopeptidase activity; proteasome binding; protein binding.